Oncorhynchus keta (chum salmon) is the source of this 2638-nucleotide messenger RNA. Its product is annotated as transmembrane protein 25-like. Gene Ontology annotation, biological process: negative regulation of excitatory postsynaptic potential. Bases 706 to 1902 code for a protein of 398 amino acids. The record is from RefSeq and is a predicted model, not a curated record. Lineage: Eukaryota; Metazoa; Chordata; Actinopteri; Salmoniformes; Salmonidae. The transcript has 8 exons.
UGUGAAAUCACGGACUUCUCCUUUAAAACAGGCCUGUGUUUUUAAUCUACUGCUAGAGAUUUACUCAGAUGGCGUUUAUAUCAGCGUAUUGCACUGCAGCUCCUUACAAAUCAAAGUUAGACAGCCAGCAAAUGAUUCAAUACUCUGUGGAUUCAGGGUCUAUUUGUGAAGAGCAUAAUCAACUCUUACUCUUACCUCUCGUCCUCACUGUUCGUUGUGUCUCUAUAUCCCGUCGCAGUUUGGCUAUUUCUUUGUCUUUCGUACUGUUGUGUCCUUUCUGAUUGGCUAUUCCUGUGUCUUUUCAUGGAUUGUCCAGGAAGCUACUGCUCUUCUGUUGACGUUGUCUGUUCACACUAGUUGUUUAUCUGUGUUCACCGCAUUCUCUUUGUCUCUCUUAGGGAUCUGUCCUCUUUAUUCCUGUGUUUUUAUUGUCCCAGUCUCUUUCUUUCUGUCAGUGUUUUCUUGUUUGUUUUUUCUAGAGCUAAUGCUAUUCUUAUGUCCAUGUUCUUUCUCUCCAUAUCUGACACACUGUCCUUUUUCCCUGUCUUGUUUCUGUCUGUUUCGUUGUCCACCUCUGUUUUGCUUUUCAUCCUCUUGUCUGUGUAAACCCUCUAUUCAGUCACUGGAGAGCAAUCACUUACUGCCAGUCUCUCUAUCCCUGUGUGUGUGUGUGUGUGUGUGUGUGUGUGCUUGCGAGUGCACAUCAUGGCAGAUAGCAGGUGUGUGUUGGUGGUCCUGUGGAUGAGCAUGGAGUGUGUGUGUCUGAGGCAGGUGCCGGGCACCACUGUCCUGCUGCUAAACACCUUGGCCUGGGCAUGGACAGGUGCCAUCGAACAUGCGCCCAAGAUUGAUGGACGGCAUCGAGCUGCACUAACACUGAAAGAGAAUGUCACCCACAAGUUCAACUGCCAAUCAGAGGGUUGGAAUCCUCAUGCCCCGCCCCUGCUGACGUGGUACCUUAACGGGGAGCGACAGAGACCGCCGUUGGACAAGCGGACACCUGGGCGCCUGGUGGUGACAUCACGGGAGGAGUCUGGGCUGCUGACACCGGACUCCAAGCACAACAGCACCUUCUCUCUGAGAGCCAGGAAGUGGGAUAGAGAGCUAGUAUGUGCCGCCUCCAGCCCUCACAGUGGAGAGAGCUACAACGCCACCGUCACCCUCAAUGUGCAGUUCCAGCCAGAGAUUCUGCGUGUGAACGCUCACUACACUGAAACCUCCGACCCUGGCCUCUCCUUGGUCCUCUUUGCCUUGGUACGGUCAAACCCCCCUGCCCACAUCACCUGGGUGGACCAGUCCGGUCAGCGGGUGGCCAACACUUCGGACUUCCUCAUCCUGGACUCGCGGAGCUACCCCUGGCUGACCAAUCACACGCUGCAGGUCGCCCCGAGCAGCCUAUCAGGGAACGUCUCCGUAAACGCCAGCAACAGUGUCGGUGCAGCUCAGAGCAACCUAGCUCUGGCAGGUCUGACAGAGUUCCUCCAGUCCAGGGUGGAGGUGCCGGUGCUGGGCAUCCUGACAGGGGGCGCUGUGGGCUUCGUUACCUUCCUCAUCCUCAGCCUUCUGGUGCUCUGCCUUCUGCACAAGAACAAGGGCAAGGCCAUCAUCGAUGAGCCAGUCGAGAUUAUAAUGGCGAAAAAAUGUAUGGAAUCGUCUAGUGUGAAGGUAGACAAGAUAUCCCUACCCAGAGAGAACAUGUCUCUACCUUCCAACAUGCAACUCAACGACCUCAGCACCCUGCAUAAAGCACUCGAGACCGCCAAACACCACCUUGGGGACAAGAUGAGAGAGGAAGAGGAGGAUCUGUCUGCUGCCUACGCUGCCAGGGGCUUCGCCCUGUACCCCAUGGUGGGCUACAUCUAUAAGGUGAACAGCAAGAGCAGUGAUGAGAUCUGGCUCUGACUACUAUGCCCCAGUUCCACCACUGGGUGGUCAAACCACAGUGCAAUGGGGCCAAAAGGAACCUGUGGAACGACUGCCAGUCAACCAAUCAGCCGAUCCCAUCUUCAACAAGGACCAAUAGAGAUGCUGAGAUGAUUACAGGCGCAGACCAGCAAGAGGAACCUGUUAGGAAAAUACUGUAGUUAGCGAACUCACUCUGGGGUUGUCCAGAUGAACCUAUUACAGCAGGUAAUCACAUUCCAACUUGAUUCCGUGAAAAUCAGAAACUCAGAAUAUCAGGUCCUAUGUUGAUUGGUUAGUGUAAUUCAAGCUGACAGCUUAGUCUGUAGCCUGGUCCUAUAUCUGUUUGUGCUGUCUGUCUGUUUGGUGUGACUAUAUGUCACAAACAGAUCUGGGACCAGAAGGGUGCAGUUGUGAUAUCAAGUGAAUACAUUUAGAUGGCUCCAAACACCUAAACCGAUACUCAGUGUGGAAAGUAUACUGUACCCGUGUUUUAGAUGGUUUACACUGACUGACACCUACCACUCCUCCAUAUGCUACAGUCUGAUCACGUACCAUAACCAUGAACUCCUGUUGGAUUAAGGAAUGCUUCAUGUUCUUUGUAUGUGAACUGACAUAUUUCUAUGGCUAUAUACAUAAACAAUAGAUAUUCAUCUACAAGUAUAAAAUAUGUGUAUAUGUAUAUUUGUAUUCAUAUGUAUAUGUGUAUAAAAUAAAUCUAAUAAAGAUGAAUAUG